Messenger RNA from Penicillium olsonii, 4311 nucleotides. The record is from the annotation of a GenBank genome assembly. NCBI's taxonomy places the organism in Eukaryota, Fungi, Ascomycota, Eurotiomycetes, Eurotiales, Aspergillaceae.
AUGGAGAAAGACCAGGCUGAGUUCGCCCCGAUGGAGCGGACAGCCACCGUGAUAGAAGAAAGGGAGCAACAGACACUCGCACGGAUUGCCUCCAGCAAGCUUGGCCAACAGAUCUCAAAAGCAGCAAGCCACAAAGAUGGGACCCCGCCGCAUCUCGAUCCCACCAACCCGCAGUUCGAUCAUCGCCAAUGGGCACAAGUGGUAUUGGACCAGGUCAAUGAUGCAGGUAUCGAUGUUCCACACCAGGGAGUUGUCUUCUCCAACCUCUGUGUCAGUGGCUCUGGAUCCGCCCUGCAAUAUCAAGAAACCCUGACCUCCAGCCUGAGGGUUCCUUUCCGAGCCGCAGCAAACGCGCUGUCGGGCCGUUCAACGCCCCCGAGACAAAUCCUGCACAGCUUCGAUGGACUUCUCCAAGGGGGAGAGCUUCUCCUGGUCCUCGGUCGACCGGGCAGUGGCUGUACGACAUUCAUGAAAACCAUCACCGGCCAUCUGGGCGGCCUGACCCUCGAACCAGAGAGUACCCUCCAUUACGAAGGAGUUGGUUUCGACCACAUGAUCAAGCACCACCGAGGUGAAGUCGCCUACAACAAGGAAGUCGACCUGCACUUCCCCCACUUGACCGUUGGCCAAACCCUGGAGUUUGCUGCCCAUGCUCGCGCACCGCACCAACGCCUCGAAGGCGUCUCUCGCGAUGAGUACGUCAAGACCAUCACGCAAGUGGUGCUCUCAAUCUUCGGAUUGUCACACACCUACAACACCAAGGUGGGCAGUGAAUUUGUCCGCGGAGUCAGUGGAGGCGAGAGAAAGCGAGUCAGUAUCGCGGAGAUGUUCCUGGCCCGCUGCCGCAUUGGGGCAUGGGACAACAGUACCCGUGGUCUGGAUGCUGCAUCUGCGCUCAAGUUCGUCCGAUCCCUUCGUCUCUCGGCCGACAUGGGCUCAUCGUGCCACGCCAUUGCCGCCUACCAGGCCUCACAAUCGAUGUAUGACCUUUUCGACAAGGUCGUUCUGCUGUAUGAAGGGUACCAGAUUUACUACGGACCCAGGGAGCGUGCAGUGGGCUACUUUCAAGACAUGGGAUGGGAACGACCCGAGCGUCAAGUCAGUGGUGACUUUUUGACAGCCAUCACCAACCCAGCCGAGCGCCGAGCCUUGCCCGGCAUGGAGGGCAACGUGCCUCGUACAGCCAAGGAGUUUGCCGAAUACUGGAAGAAAAGCCCUGAGUAUCAACUGCUGAACAAGGAGAUUUCUGACUUCGAGAGUCAACACCCUCCAAAUGGCAGCGACGCCAAACGACUCCAAGACAGCCACGAAGAGCAGCAGGCUCGCCACACUCGAGCUCGCAGCCCCUACCUUCUCUCUAUUCCGAUGCAGGUGCGACUCUGCAUGCAUCGAGCCUACCAGCGCAUGCUUCAAGAUCUGCCAACGGCUCUUUCACCCGUCAUUGUGCAGAUUGUUCUCUCUCUAAUCAUUGGAUCCAUUUUCUACCAAACCCCCGACACCUCCAGCUACUUCUUCCAAAAGGGUGCAGUAAUGUACUUUGCUGUGCUCAUGAACGCUCUUCUCACGAUCAACGAAAUCCUCAUGCUCUAUGCCCAACGGCCCGUGGUUGAAAAACAAGCGGGUUAUGCAUUUGUCCAUCCUUUCACCGAGGCAUUAGCCAGUCUGGUCAUCGAUUUGCCAAUCAAGUUGGUCCGAAUUUCAGUCUUCACAAUUGUACUGUAUUUCAUGGCCAAACUGCGACGCGAGCCCGGAGCAUUCUUCAUCCAUUACCUGUUUUUGCUCACCGCUGUCCUGUCCAUGUCGGGUCUGUUCCGCAGCGUGGGAGCGUUGACCAAGAGUGUGGGACAAGCUAUGGCGAUUGCCGGUGUUCUAGUACUGUGUAUUGUGGUGUACACCGGUUUCACCCUGCCGCAGCCAUACAUGCAUCCGUGGCUUUCUUGGAUUCGCUGGAUCAACCCCAUCUACUACACGUUCGAAUCUCUCGUUGCCAAUGAGUUCCACGGUCGGACUUUCGACUGCUCUUCAUUCAUUCCAAGCUACGGAACCGGCACAUCGUUCAUCUGCUCCACCGUCGGUGCAGUUGCAGGCCAACAAACUGUUUCCGGGGAUGACUUCAUUGAGCAGAACUAUCAUUACCAGCACUCGCAUAUGUGGAGAAACUAUGGGAUCCUGAUUGCCUUUCUAAUCGCGCUCAAUACUCUUUACCUCGUCGCUACUGAGUUCAUCACCAACGACAAAUCCAAGGCCGAGGCUCUGGUUUUCCGCCCUGGACAUGCACCUCAGUAUCUUCAAAAGGGCCACACCAUUGAACUGGGCGAGGAGGAAGUCAACAAGCUUGAGGUGCAGGCUACCAACGACACCACAAGUGAGACUAUUCGUCUUCCCGAACAAAACGACAUCCUUUCUUGGAACGGGCUCAACUAUGACAUUCCCGUGAAAGAGGGCACCAGACGACUAUUGGACAAUGUCAAUGGUUGGGUCAAACCGGGCAGCCUGACUGCAUUGAUGGGUGUGUCCGGUGCCGGAAAGACCACGCUCCUGGAUGUCCUUGCACAGAGAGUCUCCAUUGGAGUGGUCUCGGGUGAUAUCUUCGUGAACGGGAAGGAUCUUGCACCGAACUUCCCUCGUCGGACUGGUUACGUGCAGCAGCAAGAUCUGCACUUGGACACCACCACGGUCAGGGAGGCUUUGCGUUUCAGUGCAAUGCUUCGCCAGCCCGCCAAGGUUUCGAAGCAGGAGAAGUACGACUACGUGGAACAGGUCAUCGAGGUCCUUGGCAUGGAAGACUUUGCCGAAGCCGUGGUGGGAAAUCUUGGAGAGGGAUUGAAUGUGGAGCAACGGAAGUUGCUUAGCAUUGGAGUCGAACUUGCGGCCAAGCCCACUCUACUUAUCUUUCUCGACGAACCAACCAGUGGUUUGGACUCUCAGAGCUCUUGGACGAUCUGCCAGUUCCUCAGAAGGUUGGCUGAUCACGGGCAAGCUGUUCUCGCGACUAUUCAUCAGCCCAGUGCCCAGUUGUUCCAAACAUUUGACCGUCUGCUUUUCCUGGCCAAGGGUGGAAAGACCGUUUACUUUGGAGACAUCGGAACCGGGUCCUCUCAACUGCUGAACUACUUUGAACACAAUGGCGCUCGUCCAUGUGCUCCGCUUGAAAACCCAGCGGAGUACAUGCUCGAGAUGGCUGCCGGUGAUUCAUCUUCCGUUGACUGGGUCGAUGUUUGGAACAAGAGUCCUGAAUCUCAAGAGGUCGAAGCUGAGUUACAGAAACUUCAUUCCCGCAAAGAAUCUGUACACCAUUCUGCUCUUGAGGAGCUGGACGAUGACAAUGCCGAGUUUGCCAUGCCACUGCACAGCCAGCUGUACCAUGUGCUCGCUCGUGUCUUCCAACAAUACUACCGCCAGCCAGAAUACAUCUUUUCCAAGUUCAUCUUGGGUAUUGUCUCUGGUCUCUUCAUUGGAUUCUCGUUUUGGAAAUCCGACAGCACUCAGCAAGGUUUCCAAAACGUUCUUUUCAGUGUCUUCCUCCUGUGCACGAUCUUCAACACUUUGGUCAAUCAAAUCAUGCCCAAGUUCGUUGUCCAGCGCUCUUUGUAUGAAGUUCGUGAGCGCCCAUCUCGAAUUUACUCCUGGAAGGUCUUCAUCCUCUCUCAGAUGCUCGUGGAAAUUCCUUUCCAAGUCAUCCUCGGUAUUUGCGCUUGGGCCUGCUUCUACUGGUCCGUCAUUGGCGCCGAGCAAGAUGGCGAGCGUCGCGCCCUGAUCAUGCUUUUCAUUGUUCAAUUCUACAUCUAUGCCGCCAGUAUGGCACAGCUGGUUGUUUGCGCAAUUCCAGAGCCCACCGUUGCAGCCAUGCUUGCCACUCUCAUGUUCGGUCUUUCAUUCAUCUUCAACGGUGUCAUGCAGCCUCCCGAUGACCUUCCUGGCUUCUGGAUCUUCAUGUAUCGUGUCUCACCAUUCACCUACUACAUUGGUGGAAUCGGCGCAACGGCACUUCACAACCGAAAGGUCGAAUGCAAUGCUGCCGAGAUGAGUAUCUUUGAUCCUCCCUCCGGUCAAACCUGUGGCCAGUAUAUGUCCAAGUACCUCGAAACCGCUGCGGGCAAGCUUUCCAAUUGGGAUGCUACUUCCAACUGUGAGUACUGCUCCAUCAGCUCGGCUGAUCAGUACCUCGCUGCUCGCCAAAUUCAUUGGGAAGACCGCUGGAGGAACUAUGGUAUCUUCUGGUGCUAUUUCGUGUUUAACAUCUUUGCUGCCAUCUCCCUCUACUACCUCUUCCGUGUCAGGAGCUCGAAGGCUAAGACCAAGAGGGCUUGA